Messenger RNA from Cavia porcellus (domestic guinea pig), 536 nucleotides. RefSeq names its product large ribosomal subunit protein uL22-like. Gene Ontology annotation, cellular component: ribosome; cytosolic large ribosomal subunit. The record is from RefSeq and is a predicted model, not a curated record. NCBI's taxonomy places the organism in Eukaryota, Metazoa, Chordata, Mammalia, Rodentia, Caviidae. Bases 16 to 492 code for a protein of 158 amino acids. Gene Ontology annotation, biological process: cytoplasmic translation. The transcript has a single exon. Gene Ontology annotation, molecular function: structural constituent of ribosome.
GUGAUUACAUUCUUAAUGAAUAAAAAUGAAAUAACAGGGGGCUGGGGAUUUAGCUCCGCCGGCAAGGCCACCAAGUAUCUGAAGGAUGUCACGUUAAAGAAGCAAUGUGUGCCAUUCCGGCGUUACAAUGGUGGAGUUGGAAGGUGUGCCCAGGCCAAACAAUGGGGCUGGACCCAGGGUCGGUGGCCCAAAAAGAGUGCUGAAUUUUUGCUGCACAUGCUUAAAAAUGCAGAGAGUAAUGCUGAACUUAAGGGUUUAGAUGUAGAUUCUCUGGUCAUUGAACAUAUCCAGGUGAACAAAGCACCCAAGAUGCGCCGCCGUACUUACAGAGCUCAUGGCCGUAUUAACCCAUACAUGAGCUCUCCCUGCCACAUUGAGAUGAUCCUUACUGAAAAGGAACAGAUUGUGCCUAAACCAGAGGAGGAAGUUGCACAGAAGAAAAAAAUAUCUCAGAAGAAACUGAAGAAACAAAAACUUAUGGCACGGGAAUAAAUUAUGCAUUAAAUAAAUGCAAAUAAAAGUAAUAUUGUUUGCCA